Molecule: messenger RNA, 834 nt
Organism: Clonostachys rhizophaga
Lineage: Eukaryota; Fungi; Ascomycota; Sordariomycetes; Hypocreales; Bionectriaceae
Source: the annotation of a GenBank genome assembly
AUGGACACAGACUUGAUCAACAGGAUCUUGUUCCCGGAUGACGAGGAAAAAAUCGACGACGACGAUCCGCGCUUAUUAUCCUACAGUGACACGCCCGGUGAAGUCCGGACAAAGAUCCGCACAUGGAUUGAGUCUGGCGCCCAGACGGAAGCCGACUUCCAAAAGACCAUCGGAGUUGAUCCUACAGAGUAUUCGUCAUUCUUGGGUUACUUAACCUCCCCUGACCCAGCGAGAGAUGUUCACAAGAAGGCCUCGUUGUUUUUCCACAAACGAGAGCUGCAAGGCCUGCCCAUCGAAAUCCCCGAGAGAAACAAGAUAAAGCCAGAAGCGAGCAAAAAGAAGAAGCCGACCAAGAGUGCCGCCAAGGGUAAAUCCGAUUCCAUGGAGCGUCUUCUUGAUACAGGCGACUACAUUCUUCCUGGAGAGAUAGAAGGAGAUGUCGACAUUUUCGAAACGCCCAGGGAGGUGCGACGAAAAAUGCGAGCUCUCCUGGCUAAAGGGGUGACGCAGGCAGCCUUUGCGCGAGCCCUGAGUGAGAUGCUCCCAGAGGGUUCUGGCACUCUCAACCCACAGACAAUGAAGGCAUUCCUAGCACAUAAAGGUGUGAUGGAUGGCAACACCAGCAAAGCAUUCUACUGCGGGUAUGUGUUCUUCGAGAAGCAGCGGCUUCGAGAUAACAAGCCUAUGAGUAAGCACAGGGAGACCAUGGAAGAACUCCAUCCUACGGGGGUUGACACUACUCAUAACCCGAAAACCACUCGUUAUAUUGUUUCUUCGGCAACACGAAGUCUCGGCUACGAUCAAUAUGGUGUCAUGCACUCUUCUCGUUCUUAG